AACCAGGAGGGGGCGUCGUAAUAGCAGAAAGCCCUGAAGUGUGUGCUGCGUGUGCGAUGGGGCUCGCAAUGCUAGCAGAUGAGGCCCGAGUUUGUUCAACAGGAGGAGGGAGGGGAGACACUUAUUGGUUCCCGUCGCCCUAUAAGAGUGUGCGCGAGGCGUUUGCACCGCUUUACAAGCAGGCUCGGACAAUCCGGGGAGUUGGUCAGCCAGGCGGCGUCAAACAUUCUCACGAACUACGUGUCGGACUGUCCCCCCCCCCUCCCAGCCCCCUCCUUUUUUUUUCUCUUUCAAAUCAUAUUCACUCCCAGGCGGGAAUCAAUGAAGGAAAGACGCCCAUGUCAGAAACUCUCCCUGAAAUCCGCCAUGGAUCCCAAUCCGAGUGUUAAGUGUAAAAUCGUGGUGGUGGGAGAUAGCCAGUGCGGUAAGACCGCGCUGCUUCACGUGUUCGCCAAGGACUGCUUCCCUGAGAGUUAUGUCCCCACUGUGUUUGAGAACUACACAGCCAGUUUUGAAAUCGACACACAGAGGAUCGAACUCAGCCUGUGGGACACCUCGGGCUCUCCGUACUAUGACAAUGUGAGGCCUCUUUCCUAUCCAGAUUCAGACGCAGUUCUAAUCUGCUUUGACAUCAGUCGCCCCGAAACACUUGACAACGUACUGAAGAAGUGGAAGGGAGAGAUACUGGAGUUUUGUCCCAACACUAAGAUACUGUUGGUUGGCUGUAAGUCAGACCUACGCACUGACCUGAACACACUAGUGGAGCUAUCGAGCCACCGGCAGACCCCCGUGUCUUAUGACCAGGGCUCCAACAUGGCUAAGCAGAUCUCAGCGCCGUACAUCGAGUGCUCGGCACAGCAAUCAGAGAACAGUGUGCGGGACAUUUUCCAUUUGGCCACACUGGCCUGCAUCAACAAAAACAGCAAAAAUGUCAAGCGUAGCAAGACCGCCCGCUCCAGCAAGAGGAUUUCACAUAUGCCCGGCAGGCCCGACCUGGCAGCUGUCGCAUCAGACAUCCGCAAAGACAAGGCCAGAAGUUGCUCUGUCAUGUGACUGGUCAAACUGAGCAAGAAUAUACUGAUUGUAAUGGGGACUGAGCAUGGAGCAAGCAGGAUUGUAUUUGGAAUGCCUCUUUCCUGCAUGAGAGAGACCCAUUUUGUCUAUGGAAAGGGGUUCAUAAGCUUCAAUUUAUUUGCAAGAUCCUGGAAUACGCUGCACCAGUAAUUCAAAAUCGUCUCCUUCUCAGCACAGACCCCUUCCCUGCUGUCGAGGAACCUAUCUGUCAGUGUGAUACCUGCCAAGGAAGUGGCUUACUUCCUGCUUCCUGCAGGAGGGCAAAGCAGAUGCAGGCCAAAUCCACAGGAACUUAGAUGGAGAAGUGAUGUCAUGGGGACAUUCAUCAGAACACAUGACAUUUUGGUUGGGUGGGGUUAAAGACGUGCAGAUGUGUUUGGUUGGCUCGGUUUUCUUUGCUCACAUGGCUUCGGAGUAACACACUGUCACUGUGCUUCAAUUGUCUUGUCGCACCAACUGAAGCACAUGACAGCCCUGCACAAUGAAGAUUUGUUUGUUCCGUCUAAAGUACAUGUUGUGUCAUGUGAAGUCAUUGGUGUAUAACGGUGUCCCUAUCCCACGAUCAGUUGUUCUGGAAAUUAACAUGUCUGCACUAAGAUUGGGUGUUUGAAUGAAUGUUUGGUAACACGAAGAGUCAACUGGUGAUCGAUUUGGUUUCAAUUCAUCUAAUCAUUUUAUAUGGCAAAAAAUGCAGAAGAAAUAAUUUGACAGCAACUCAUCAAUUUUUCCAUACUGCGUAUGCACGCCUAUCGCAGCUGACUCUGGGCAAGAGGUGGGGUACACCCUCAAGUGGUCCCAUGCUAAUCGCAGUAUUCCUGCAAUCCUGCCAUUAACAUUUAACAAAGUUUAGGCUGUGUAGCCUGCAGCUACGAGUAAAUAAUUGUCAUGGGUUUUUUUUCAGGUACUUCGGUUUCCUCCCACGUCCUAAAAACAUGAGUAGUAGAUAGACUGAAGACUAAAUUGCCCGUAAGUUUAGAUGUGAGUGCAAAUGGUUGUUUGUGUGUGUUCUGUGACUGCCUGGUGACCAGGCCCGAAGAUAGCUGGGAUAGGUUCCAGCACGCCCGUGACCCUAGUGAGGAUAAGUGGUAUGCAAAAUGGAUGGAUGGAAGUUCCUUAAGCCUCAGGAUUCUUCUUGAGAAAUAUGAGCACGUCAACAUGUGAUAGCAAUCUCCAAGGUACCAAAGAUAUGGGGGUGCUCCAUCCUAUCGGGACCGUCCAUCAUUCCAUCCUCUGUGCACCAUUCUGUGGUGUUAGCAGAUAUUUAUUUCAGUCGUUAUGUGUUAUUCCUGCACUAAAGUUCCUCUCAUGUUUAUCUUUUUUUUUUGUUUGGGCAGUCAGUUUUGACAACUAACUGGUUAGGUCUCAAAGACAGUAACUUGUGAAAUCUGUAGUCUCUAUUUUCUCAAGAAGCAAAAGCUAAUAUUUAAAAAGUAAAACAUACAAAUGUAGAUUACCACCCUGCAUAAAGGUACAGGAAUAUAUGCAACGAUUCUCUGACAACAGGCAACGGUGAAGUGGCCUGUGCAGUUUGUAAGGCAUUAAAGAGACAGACGCGUGUUGUGAAUAAGCGCUAACCGAAUUCGUUAAGUAUGAGAAUAUAGCCUAUAAUUCUCAAACAAAUAAUUGUUUUCCCUACUUUACUAACAAUUAACAUUGGAGAGGUUAUUUGCUUUCAGUAGCAAUUAGUUGAACCAAAUGUUGAGGUAGGCCACAGGUUGUUAGCUUUGCCAGUUUAUAAACUCUUCAAUUUUCCAUGUGCUUCUAGCCAGUGGUGUAUUUUAUGAUUGUUUCACUAACUAUCAAGCUAAUAAGGGUCAACUUUACACCUCCAGGAGAGCGCAGCUAGUGCUAACGUUGCCUUAAUGUACAGUGCAGUUAACAUGUUAGCUGGUCAUUAAUCAAGGUAGCAGAAAGAAUUUGUUCUUUUUUUUUUUUUUUUGCACCUAAAGACACCCCUGCUGUUGCGUCAACAGGGUCUAUGUUAAAAAAUGUCUGUGCUGAGGGCCAGUGAUCGAGCAAAGCAACUGAACUAUUUUUUUACAAAUACAGGUGAUGAUGCACCCGUAACGUAACUUUUGAAACGUCCAAGUUAAUGCCAGAGCUUUGACCCAAAUCUUUGAUUUCCUGUUGUCUCCUGCAUGCGUGUAUUUUCAUGUUUUCUCCAGUUCUAAUGUCACCUUGACGAUAAUUGUUCCCACAAUAUUUAUUGAAUUGUAUGUUUUCCUUUUGAAAUAAAUGAAUAUUAAAUUGAA
Messenger RNA from Syngnathoides biaculeatus (alligator pipefish), 3326 nucleotides. RefSeq names its product Rho family GTPase 3a (gene rnd3a). NCBI's taxonomy places the organism in Eukaryota, Metazoa, Chordata, Actinopteri, Syngnathiformes, Syngnathidae. Gene Ontology annotation, biological process: small GTPase-mediated signal transduction. The coding region runs from base 79 to 1053 and encodes 324 amino acids. The record is from RefSeq and is a predicted model, not a curated record. Gene Ontology annotation, molecular function: GTPase activity; GTP binding. The transcript is spliced from 5 exons.